AUGAAUAAGGACAUUACCUUAUGGUCAAAAUCCUGCAUUGAUUGUCAAUCAUCUAAAAUAACUCGACACGUCCACAUGAAACCGGCACAUUUUUUACCACCCGAAUCGCGUUUUAAACAUUUACAUACCGAUAUCGUCGGUCCCCUUCCCAACAGCGAAGGUUUCACGUAUCUGCUCUCUAUGAUCGACCGCUUUUCCCGAUGGACCGAAGCAGUGCCAUUACGCGAUAUUAGCGCUGAAACCGUAACAAGGGCCUUGUAUGAUAACUGGAUAUCUCGAUUUGGGUUUCCUGAUGUCAUUACGACAGAUCAGGGAACCCAAUUCGAGUCACGACUCAUGAAAAGUCUUGUCAGUCUACUCGGCUGCAAAAAGAUACGGACCACCGCUUAUCAUCCCGCAUCCAACGGUAUGAUUGAGCGGUGGCACUGGUCUGUAAAGGCGGCAAUCAUGUGUCAUGCAAAUCCAACCUGGACCCGAUCUUUAUCAACAGUCUUACUCGGUCUAAGAACUAAUCUAAUGAAAUGCGGUUCAUCCCCGGCCGAAUACGUAGACGGCACGACAUUACAGAUACCGGGCGAAUUCGUUUUGCCAACCGAUGAAAUUGUCGAUCAAAACGCGUUUUUAACAGAAUUCAAAAAACAUAUGAAUUCAUUAAAGCCAGUACCGGUUCAACACAAUGAUAAUCGCAAAGUCUUUGUCCACAAGGACCUUAGCACGUGUACUCACGUUUUCCUUCGUGUAGGCGGUUCGAAAAGGUCCUUAUAA
Leptopilina boulardi is the source of this 765-nucleotide messenger RNA. RefSeq lists its product as uncharacterized. NCBI's taxonomy places the organism in Eukaryota, Metazoa, Arthropoda, Insecta, Hymenoptera, Figitidae. The record is from RefSeq and is a predicted model, not a curated record. Gene Ontology annotation, molecular function: nucleic acid binding. Gene Ontology annotation, biological process: DNA integration. The transcript has a single exon. The coding region runs from base 1 to 765 and encodes 254 amino acids.